Messenger RNA from Trichophyton rubrum CBS 118892, 474 nucleotides. RefSeq lists its product as uncharacterized. Gene Ontology annotation, biological process: nucleotide metabolic process. Bases 1 to 474 code for a protein of 157 amino acids. Gene Ontology annotation, molecular function: catalytic activity. Lineage: Eukaryota; Fungi; Ascomycota; Eurotiomycetes; Onygenales; Arthrodermataceae. The transcript is spliced from 3 exons. The record is from RefSeq and is a predicted model, not a curated record.
AUGCCUUUAACGAGGGGACAUGUGCUCGUUACUCCUAGACGGCAUUAUCAGAAUAUGCGUCAAGUUGGCAUCCAUGACGCAAAGCAGCUUGGUCAAUGGCUACCAAUACUCUCUCGAGUGAUUGUUCGAGCCGUCCUAGGUGAAGGCAAGGACAGCCGAGGGGACGACCAGGGGAAUUGGAACAUUAUUCAGAACAAUGGUAUACGGGCAUCUCAGACGGUUCCUCAUGUACACUUUCACAUCAUACCUAGGCCUGCGACAGGAGCUGAUGCACCUGCUGGAGGGAGCUGGGUCAUGUUCGGGCGCGGCCAGAGGGAUGAGCUUAUGGAUGAUGAGGCGGAGGAGCUAGUGGUUCUAUUGAGGGAUGAGUUAGCAAGGGAAGUAAGGAGAGUUAAGGAGGAGGAAGGCGUUGAUUUGGAUGAUUGUGAUUGUGGAGUAGGGGAUGGGCACAUACUGCGAUCGACCAAGUUGUGA